Podospora anserina S mat+ is the source of this 1824-nucleotide messenger RNA. RefSeq lists its product as uncharacterized. Gene Ontology annotation, biological process: regulation of transcription by RNA polymerase II; DNA-templated transcription. Bases 1 to 1824 code for a protein of 607 amino acids. Gene Ontology annotation, cellular component: nucleus. NCBI's taxonomy places the organism in Eukaryota, Fungi, Ascomycota, Sordariomycetes, Sordariales, Podosporaceae. The record is from RefSeq and is a predicted model, not a curated record. The transcript has a single exon. Gene Ontology annotation, molecular function: zinc ion binding; DNA-binding transcription activator activity, RNA polymerase II-specific; RNA polymerase II cis-regulatory region sequence-specific DNA binding.
AUGGCGAGAACAGAUCACCUGCGGGGACCCUUUGCCCGCCUACAGAACGCAUGCCGAGUGCUGAAAAAGGAACACCACAAGGCUCUCGAGCCCAUCACCGUCUAUGUCGAUUCCAUGAUGCCAAUUCAGAAACGCAUGAACGAUGUUUUACCACCACGAUCCGUCUGCGACAGGCUCGUCAAUCAGUAUUUUGUCGUUUCUGAAGGCUUGUAUCGGAUGGUCCACGUCUCGUCUUUCCACCAAGAAUACGCCCAGUACUGGGACAAACGAGGCUGUAGCGAAAGCUUUCUUCCUCGGUUGCUCUGCAUGAUCAGCAUCGCGGCUCGCUUUGGGACAGAUUCUCGAGGUUUAGGGCAGGAUAGAUUCACCAGCGUCAACAUCCCCACUGCCUGCAUCUUGGUCAGGCACUGGCUAGAUGAUCUUCGAAGAAAACAAAUCACCGACUUGACCACCCUCCAGACCGAGCUCCUCCUUCUCCACGCCGAACGAACCAUCUGCCCCCACCAACGCUCCUCCUGGACGCAAUUAGGCUACAUAAUUCGCAUGGCCAUGACGAUGGACCUCCACCGAGACCCUUCUGAGCUUCCCCCGUCAAGUCCUUUCAUCGGUGAGAUGCGCCGACGACUGUGGUACACUCUGCUUGAAAUGGACCUCCACAUUUCGUUGAUGUGCGCCCUUCCGUUUGCCAUCCGGGCGGGUGAAUACAGCUGCAAACCACCCUCCAAUCUCGACGAUGGCUCUCUCUCCCCUACGACGCCUAGUUUGCCGCCGUCACUCCCACUCGACCACUCUACGAGUAACCGCCUUCAAGCCUACACCUCCCGGACUCUCCCAGCUAGAAUCGAAGCCGCAGCCUUGAUAUCCCAUCUUCCAACCCUCGACUCCUACCAACCUAUCCUGUCCGCUGGCCAGAACCUCGAAAACCUCCUCUCCGACAUUGCCGCCCUCUUCCCAAGACACGCCUCUCUCAACCCAGAAAACAGCCACAAAGAAUGGCGACACCGAGCCUUGUUGGAUAUGCACGUCCGCCGACCACUACUAGCAUUAUACCGCCCCUUCGCUCUAGGGCUCCUCUCCGACCCGAGCAGUUGCCCGUCAAACAUUGAGCUCUCGUACCUCAAAUCAGCAAUGGCAAUCUUGACCUAUGCCGAUGAAAUCGACCCCAGGAGUCCAGGCUACGAAGAAGUGGUGGCGAUGUACCUGUUUGUCAUGAAAAAGGACAUUGUGGAGGCUGGGUUGGGUGUGUGUGCUUACAUCAAGCGAGCACAGCAGCACCAACAGCAACAGAGGAAUAAUUCACAGAUAUCGCAGAAUUCGGACGGUGAGCCCUGGCAUCACCCGCAGGUGGCGUACCCUCGGCAGUAUCAGCAUCGGCAUUCCCAGAGCAACAGCCACAAUCCUUACGACGAAGACCUGCUCAGUGUUGUUGGCACGGGGGCGAGAGGGCCGAGCUACCCCUGGUCAGCGGUAACAAUGGCACAAACAGUCGAGCGAACCCUCGACCGGCUUGUGACCCUGAUCCCAGACGCCAGCAGCGACGUCAACGAGAUUGUGGCGUUGGGGGUGGUGCUUAGCUCUGUUUGGCCGGGGGCGAUGGAUGAAAAGAUGCAGAAGAUGCAGAGAAUGGUUGGGAGAGUGCAAGAUAUUGUGGGGGGUGCUCUGGCCAAGAUGGGGAUCUCGGCGAGUGCGGUCCAGCACCAACCAGCUCCUCCUCCGGGUUAUGCAAAACUGGCGGCGGGAGUGGGGGGUCCGCCUGUGACGAAUGGUUAUGUGAAUGAUGGGGUAGGUCUCCCGAGAAAUAGGUAUCAAGGUUAUGGCUGCUGA